CAAGUUGCAAUUUGGGAACCUUUUUUACAGACACUUAUUCUGGACGGCAAGAAUCGGGCGUGUUAUAUCUUUACCGACUCCUACUUCGCCGGACACGGAUCCAUUUUCUCUCUCUAUCUCGCCGGAGAAUUUUGGAAAUUUUGUUUUACAGUUAUUUCAAUUGAAUAAUUUUUUCUUCCCGGAGAUAUAUCGGUUUCCAUUAUUUGUUGUUGUUGUUGUUACCAAAUCUAAUCUACGUUGUCGCAAACCGAUGCAACGGCUCGUUGACCAUACCCUUGCUGUUACCAAAGAGUCAGUUAAGACAUUGACCUAUGAGUCGCUGAAUAAUGUUGUGAGAUUGAUUAAUGGAGUGUCAGCACUAUUAUUGACACUAUUGCCGGGGAAAUCUACUAUUCUUGAAGGCAUACAUGGCUGGGAACUUCGUCCAACCUUUCGUGGACCUCGGCUUCCACAGUGGAUGGAGAAUGGCGCCUCAUCUUUUAACCAGUUCAUCCAUGAACAUUCUUUUGAUUCUGAUUCCUCCUCCUCAAGUGUAGAUUAUUCAUCAGAAGAAGAAGAACAAUAUACUGAUGAAACCAGUUGUCCUCCAUCUCCACUGUCACAAAGUUCUCGGGUUUCUAGAGCCCGCAGUCUUUCAAGGCGGAACAGGCAUUGGAUACAUUGGUUCAGAUACAUCAUCUCAUGGCUCCUAUUCCCUAUUAAAUUUAUGUUGGGCCUACCUUUGUUUAUAUAUGCUUUGAGUAGGGGCCGUAGAGCCUCUCGGACAUCUGAGAAUUUUCAGUCUUCCCAUGUACAAGCUAGGAAGAGAUUACAGACACUUAGGGACCAAGUUAUCCAGUCUACCACUGACAGAAGACGUGGCGUUGUCGAGGAUCUCCAUCUAGCAAUUGAGAUCACCAUAGAGGCUGUUUUUGAAUUUUUCCACAAGGCUGCACACUGUCUUCUUUCACCAAUAGACACCUUGAAGAAAGUGGUGAAGUGGUUUUCUUCUGACUACAGUGGUCGUGUGGACGUUCCCACUGUCGGUUCAGGUGUCUCUGUUCCUGUGGACACCCUUUCAGAGAGUGAUCCUACUCCAAGAGAACAGAAAACGGGCUUUCAUUCCCUAAAUACAGAUGCUCGGACAUGUCAAGAUGUCAUUACAGAGCUUGGAUACCCAUAUGAAGCUCUUCGUGUGGUUACUGAUGAUGGAUAUAUUCUCCUUUUGGAGAGAAUUCCAAGACGUGAUGCUCGAAAAGUUGUUUAUCUACAACAUGGGAUUUUUGAUUCAUCCAUGGGGUGGGUAUCAAACGGAGUUGUUGGUUCCCCAGCAUUUGCAGCCUAUGAUCAAGGGUAUGAUGUUUUCCUAGGAAAUUUCCGGGGAUUGGUGUCGAGAGAGCACGUUGACAAGAAUAUAUCCUCACGUCGGUACUGGAAGUACUCCAUAAAUGAGCAUGGGACACAGGAUAUACCUGCAAUGAUAGAGAAGAUCCACCAAACAAAAGUUACUGAAUUGAAAAAUAGCCAAAAAGUUGUGGAGGAAGAGAGUGGCAAUGAUCAGCCUUACAAACUUUGUGCAAUUUGUCAUAGUUUGGGUGGAGCUGCUAUUUUAAUGUACAUUCUAACACGUCGAAUUGAGGUAAAGCCCCAUAGGCUUUCCAGAUUAAUCUUAUUAUCACCGGCUGGGUUUCAUCAUGAUUCCAAUCCUGUAUUCACCAUGAUGGAAUGCUUAUUCCUGGUAUUGUCUCCUCUACUUGCCCCUUUUGUGUCAGCUUUCUAUAUUCCCACUCGGUUUUUCCGCAUGUUGUUUAACAAGUUGGCCCGAGACUUCCAUAACUUACCAGCAGUUGGAGGCCUUGUGCAAACUCUCAUAAGUUAUUUGGUUGGUGGAGACAGCUCCAAUUGGGUUGGAGCCUUAGGGUUGCCACACUACAAUAUGAAUGAUAUGCCAGCUGUUUCAUUCCGUGUGGCCCUUCAUUUGGCACAGAUCAAGAACACUCGGAAGUUUAUGAUGUUUGACUAUGGGAGUGCAGCUGCGAACAUGAAAGCUUAUGGUUCCCCUCAUCCUUUAGAUUUGGGGGAGUUCUAUUCCCUUAUUGAUAUUCCGGUUGAUCUUGUUGCUGGGCGUAAGGACAAGGUCAUCAGGCCGUCCAUGGUAAGGAAGCAUUAUAAGCUGAUGAAGGAUGCAGGUGUGGAGGUGUCAUAUAAUGAGUUUGAGUAUGCUCAUUUGGAUUUUACAUUUUCCCACCAUGAAGAACUAUUGGCCUAUGUUAUGUCUCGAUUAAUUUUAGUAGAUGCUUCUAUGAAGCAGCAACCUGGCCAGAAAUCAUUGAAGAACAGGAGAAAAGAGGGGCAAACCAGCAGCAGCCGUUAAAGUGUAGCACUAACAAGAGCCGUACCUGUCUAUAUCUUGGGUGUUUCUUGUAAUCCAUGUAUGUCACUUAUACAGAAAAAUAUAGUGAAUGCUGAAUCAGGAUAGGACACUUAUGCGGCCCCUUAUUGACAUUACCAAAGCCUACUCAAGGAAAUAGAAUUGGGUUGGAUGUUGUGUCCUAGUGUGUUGGAUGUGGUUUUGUGUAUAUUCUGUAUGUAUGUUGUAACUUGUAAAGGUGUACCAUUGUUUUGGAAUGAGUACUACACAUGGUGUUUAGUGUGUAAAUUAGUACUUUGUAGGAUUUGAGAACUAUGAAAUUUGUAUGAAUGGGCAUGAUGCAAGAUACAAAUGAUAUGCCUUGAAAAUAUCAGCUGCUGAUGUUCUUUUA
Molecule: messenger RNA, 2741 nt
Organism: Solanum lycopersicum (tomato)
Lineage: Eukaryota; Viridiplantae; Streptophyta; Magnoliopsida; Solanales; Solanaceae
Product: triacylglycerol lipase 2
Biological process (GO): lipid metabolic process
Source: RefSeq, a predicted model, not a curated record